UUGGGAAAAGCUUCCAAAGCAGUAUUUUAAAAAAAUGAAUCUUAUUGUGAAGCUUCGAAGAAGUUUUCGAACAUUGAUUGUUCUCUUGGCUACCUUUUGCUUGGUGAGCAUUGUCAUUUCUGCCUAUUUCCUCUACUCUGGCUAUAAACAGGAAAUGACGCUUAUUGAAACCACUGCAGAAGCAGAAUGUGCUGACAUCAAAAUUCUACCGUAUCGGUCAAUGGAGCUGAAAACAGUUAAACCUAUUGAUACAUCCAAAACGGACCCUACUGUCCUGCUAUUUGUGGAGAGCCAAUACUCUCAACUCGGUCAAGACAUCAUAGCUAUCUUGGAGUCCAGCCGAUAUCAGUACCACAUGGUCAUUGCCCCCGGCAAAGGAGACAUACCUCCUCUUACAGAUAAUGGCAAAGGGAAAUAUAUUUUAGUUAUUUAUGAAAAUAUUCUGAAGUAUGUCAGCAUGGACUCAUGGAAUCGAGAGCUUUUAGAAAAAUACUGUGUGGAAUACAGUGUUAGUAUAAUCGGUUUUCAUAAAGCCAAUGAAAACAGCUUACCAAGUACACAAUUAAAAGGCUUUCCAUUAAACCUUUUCAAUAAUCUAGCUCUAAAGGACUGCUUUGUGAACCCUCAGUCUCCUUUGCUGCAUGUUACCAAAGCCCCCAGGGUUGAGCAAGGCCCUCUUCCUGGGGAAGACUGGACUAUUUUCCAGUAUAAUCACUCAACCUACCAGCCUGUGCUUUUAACGGAAUUACAGACAGAAAAGUCCCCUUCGUCCUUGUCCAGCAAGACUCUCCAUGCGACAGUGAUUCAGGAUCUGGGGCUUCAUGAUGGAAUUCAGCGAGUUCUUUUUGGCAACAACUUAAACUUUUGGCUACACAAGCUCAUCUUCAUAGAUGCCAUCUCCUUCUUGUCAGGGAAGAGGCUGACGUUGUCCUUGGACAGGUAUAUUCUUGUGGACAUUGAUGAUAUCUUUGUUGGGAAGGAAGGAACAAGGAUGAAUGUCAAAGAUGUGAAGGCAUUACUAGAGACUCAAAAUUUACUGCGCACUCAGGUUGCAAAUUUUACCUUCAACCUUGGAUUUUCAGGGAAGUUUUACCACACAGGAACUGAAGAGGAAGAUGAAGGAGAUGACCUUUUGCUCCGGUCUGUGGAUGAGUUCUGGUGGUUCCCUCACAUGUGGAGCCACAUGCAGCCCCACCUCUUCCAUAAUGAGUCAUCUUUGGUGGAGCAGAUGAUUCUCAACAAAGAAUUUGCACUGGAACAUGGGAUACCCAUCAACAUGGGCUACGCAGUGGCGCCACAUCACUCAGGGGUCUACCCGGUUCAUAUUCAGCUGUAUGCAGCUUGGAAGAAGGUCUGGGGUAUUCAGGUCACCAGCACUGAAGAGUAUCCACAUUUGAAACCUGCACGGUACCGAAAGGGCUUCAUUCACAAUGGCAUCAUGGUCCUCCCUCGACAGACCUGUGGAUUGUUCACCCACACUAUUUUCUACAAAGAGUAUCCAGGAGGACCCCAAGAAUUGGAUAAAAGUAUCAGAGGAGGUGAACUUUUCCUCACAAUCCUUCUAAACCCAAUCAGCAUUUUCAUGACCCAUUUGUCGAACUACGGGAAUGACCGCCUAGGGUUAUAUACCUUUGUCAACUUGGCCAACUUCGUGCAGAGCUGGACCAACCUGAAACUGCAAACUCUGCCACCAGUGCAACUAGCCCACAAGUACUUUGAGCUCUUCCCUGAGCAAAAAGAUCCUCUCUGGCAGAAUCCAUGUGAUGAUAAACGGCACAAAGACAUCUGGUCCAGAGAGAAAACUUGUGACCACUUACCAAAAUUCCUUGUAAUUGGGCCACAAAAAACAGGAACAACUGCACUUUAUUUAUUUCUUCUUAUGCACCCUUCCAUCAUCAGCAAUCUCCCCAGCCCCAAGACGUUUGAAGAAGUUCAGUUCUUUAAUGGCAACAACUAUCACAAGGGAAUUGACUGGUAUAUGGACUUUUUCCCUACUCCAUCCAACGUUACAAGUGACUUUCUAUUUGAAAAGAGUGCUAAUUACUUCCAUUCGGAAGAAGCUCCCAAGCGAGCUGCAUCUCUGGUCCCCAAAGCUAAGAUCAUCACCAUCCUCAUCGACCCCUCAGACAGGGCAUACUCUUGGUACCAGCACCAACGAUCACAUGAAGAUCCAGCUGCCCUGAGGUUUAAUUUCUAUGAAGUUAUUACAACAGGACAUUGGGCCCCAUCGGACCUAAAAACUUUGCAGAGGAGAUGCCUAGUACCUGGGUGGUAUGCGGUCCACAUAGAAAGAUGGCUAACUUACUUUGCUACUUCUCAGUUGCUAAUUAUUGAUGGACAGCAGCUGAGAUCUGACCCAGCUACUGUGAUGGAUGAAGUCCAGAAGUUUCUGGGAGUUACACCUCAUUAUAAUUACUCUGAAGCACUAACGUUUGAUCCCCAGAAGGGCUUUUGGUGUCAGCUACUGGAAGGAGGAAAGACCAAAUGCCUUGGAAAAAGCAAAGGCCGAAAAUAUCCACCCAUGGAUCCAGAGUCUAGAACUUUCCUCUCUAAUUACUACCGAGAUCAUAACGUGGAACUGUCCAAACUGCUGCAUAGACUGGGGCAGCCCCUGCCGUCCUGGCUGAGACAGGAGCUGCAGAAAGUGAGGUAG
Molecule: messenger RNA, 2653 nt
Organism: Equus quagga
Lineage: Eukaryota; Metazoa; Chordata; Mammalia; Perissodactyla; Equidae
Gene: NDST4
Product: N-deacetylase and N-sulfotransferase 4
Exons: 13
Coding region: 35-2653 (872 amino acids)
Cellular component (GO): Golgi apparatus
Molecular function (GO): heparan sulfate N-sulfotransferase activity; deacetylase activity
Source: RefSeq, a predicted model, not a curated record